UGAGUGCGGAAGUGAGCUUCCAGAAACAAAGCCGACACAAACUCUGACAGUUCCUGGUCCCACUGUGGACGCGCGGUGGUUUUACGCAGAAGUUCAGCCUGUGACGCACACACCUGCUCGUGGAUGUGUGUUCAAGUGUGUGUGAACAGUUAAAUCCACGCAUCAGAAUGCCACAGACUGCAUCAGACGGGGCGUCAGGGGACGGAUUCCACGGUCGGUUGCAGGAAACGGCGGCUCCGUCAGUGGGACAGAGCGUCUCCAAACCCCGGCCCUUCGUGUUCCUGGUGUCCGUCGUGGGUUCCGCCGUGGCCGUGGCCGCCGUGGGCUGCUUCUGCGCACUCCUCUACCCCAUACUUAAAGAGCUGCGAGCAGAGAGGGUGAGAGGACAAGAUGGGACGGAGCAGAGGAUUCUGGGUUUCUGGAGUAUCUUGGUCCUGUCCUUGUUGGUGGGCUACAUCUGCUGUGUGCUCUGGUGGACUCUGGCCUACCUGGACUCGUACCGACCCGGUUCUGGAUUCCAGAACCCGCUCACACUGACCCACUUCAGAGACUCAUCUGGACAUGGGUUCCACUUGGAUUAUGGGAUGGCUGUUCUCAACGGUGUCAUGGCAACCCUUACUGUCAUCUGGAGCCUCACCUGAUACAGAAACACCGACGACUGGAGACAACUGCGAUAUCUGAUGAAGAACACUACAGGGAAUACAGCCAAUGAACGUGACAGAGUUGGAAAUAAGGACUUUAACCCUUUCACAGCUCAUUCAGUCUCCACUUAAAGCGACAUUUUUUACAGUAAUGAUUUCAAGUCUUAACCUUUUAGGAGUUUUUUUUUUUUUUUUUAACAUUAAAUUUUAAUAUCAAGAUUUCAAAAAGCUGUAUCUUGGAAGUGUUUAGAGAUAAAGUCCUACUGUAAAGGAGAGAAGUAUUAGGUAUAACUGAAGGUUUAUGAUGGGAGGAAAUGUACUCAUCUAAUUUACAUUUUGUGAUGUAACAGGGCGGUGGCCAUAUUGGAUUGCGUAACUUUUAGUAAAAUUAAACUUUGAACAUAUUUAC
Sphaeramia orbicularis (orbiculate cardinalfish) is the source of this 1050-nucleotide messenger RNA. It is a transcript of the gene arl6ip6, whose product is annotated as ADP-ribosylation factor-like 6 interacting protein 6. Bases 168 to 641 code for a protein of 157 amino acids. The transcript has 4 exons. NCBI's taxonomy places the organism in Eukaryota, Metazoa, Chordata, Actinopteri, Kurtiformes, Apogonidae. The record is from RefSeq and is a predicted model, not a curated record.